AUUCACAAAUGCCGUUAUGCUAAUUAAAAUCGCUUCUUUCCAUUUUUGAAAAUGAGGUCAAACAAUAUAUCAGAACUAUUGAACAUUUCAAGCUAUUAAAACAUGCUCUUUAUGUUAUUUAUGUAAUGUUAUGGUGAUGUAUUGUCUCAAUGUUUGUAACCCCCUGGCGGACAUUAUACCACAAUGUAUGCUGUGUUUGUACUGUUAUGUAUUCUGAAUCUCAAUAAGGAUCUAUUUUAAAAAAAAUAAUCCCUUCAAACCGGAAAGAAAAGUUUGGUCCUGAUCGGUGACUGCUGCCACCUACAGGUCAAGAAUCAAACAGCACCUUGGGGUUUUUCAUUGUGUUUGGUAUCCAGCGUGUCUGUGCGGUUUUCCCCCGCAGGUCCCGCGGCUCCCAGAGGGAAACAUGGCCUCCAUCAGAGAGCGAGCUGCGGCCCUGAAGCUGCCAGAGAAGCUGCGGGCUUUUUCUCCUCCAGCUGCUGGAGUGAAAGCAGCGCAGUCGUCUUCCAUCUGGAGCGACCUUAUCGCCCACCUGAGGUCAAAGGUGACGGUGAAGCGCCGACUGGUCCAGUUCAAGGCCCACAGCGACUGCUUCGUAGGCUCCGAGGCCGUGGACGUCCUGCUGCGGCACGCCGCCAACGCUAACGGCCUGCAGGGUGGCGCCGUCUCCAGAGAGCAGGUGGUGUGUGUCUGCCAGGCUCUGCUGCAGAGCGGUGCGUUGGAGGCCGUGGGAACCAGAAACAGGAGGCAGGAUGCAUUUGAGGACAGUGGGAGCGCUCUGUACCGGUUCGCCGAGUGGCGCCGUCCUGCCGUAGAGGAGCUGGAGCGACGCGCUGCUCUGGUGCAGCAGCUCUUCCUCGGCGCUCCUCUUCGGCCUGAAGAGCCGGCCGGGUCCGCUGGGUCGGAGGGGCCGGUGGGCAGUCCCAGCAGGGGGCGCCAGACGGACGCAGCGCUGCCUCAGUCCCUGAUCAACGAGGUGUGGCAGGAGCAGACGCUGCUCAGGCUGCUCAACCUGGUGGAGCUCCCCCUGCUGGAAGGAGUCCUGCAGUGCAGCCAGAGCCCGACCUCUGACCCCUCAGCCGACCUGCUGCCUCACCGUAACCCUGACCUGAUCAGCAACAGCCUGGACAGACGGAUCCUCCAGGCCUUCAGGGACUCCCAGGAAGAUAAUUGGCUGACCAGCGGUUUGGACUGUCUGGACUUCCUGCCUGACCAGCAGGUGGCGGUGCUGAGCAGAGAGCUGCCGCGCUGCAGUGACCCAGAACCACCACAUGGGGGCGCUGUUCAAGAUGGAGGGCCCAGCAGUGAGGACGAUCUACCGGAUCGGCCCCCAACCCCGGGGCAGCUGCUGCUGUUCGGCUCUCUGGUCAGGCAUUACGGCAGCCGGCCGCCUCUGCUGCCUCCCAACAUGGCGGCCGUGUACACGGCCGUGGCCGAGCUGCUGGAGAACGGCCAGCUGGAAAAGGCACUGGAGGCUCUGCAGCUGUGUCUGAAGCUGCUGCCCCCUGGCUGCCGGGAGGAGCUGCGCAAGGUGCUGACCUUCAUGGCUGCUGCGGCUGAACCGCGAGCGCCGAAGCUGGACAAGGAGGUGGAGAACAGAGCGGCGGUGAUGAAGGCGUUCUCCAAGGCCAUUCUUCACAGCAGGAGCUUCCCGAAGGAGAAGCAGGACCUGAUACUCAACUUCCUGCUCAGCAACAGACAGGAAGUCUUUAAGAUUCCAGGAUCUCUGCACAAAACCAUCAGUGAGAAGCUGGCGGGGCUCGCUCAGACCGAUGCUCCAGGUCCGCCGGCCUCCAGCCAGGCUCCUGCUGACGCAGCGAAGCUCGGCACCCAGCAGGCUCUGUUGGAGCUGCUGAGCAGCAUCAACCUGGACCGCAGCAUGGCGGCGAAGGAGAGGAGGCGUCUCCUCAGGCAGUUCUGCUCUGCCCAUCCAGAGAUCUUCCACCAAUACUUCGGCGACUCCGCUGCCUCUCAGAUCUAGGCAAACUUUUGAUUUUCUGCUUUUGAACAGUUUCUCCUUGUUUUCACUGUUUUUUUAUGCAGUUUCUGCUUCUUGUAUUUUCCACGCAUGUUUGCUUGUUGACUUGCUUUAUUUUCUAAGAUGAUUAAAUAAACCUUAUUGAUUUCCACAAAGAAUAUUCCACAGUAGCAUCUCCUGGAUGUAGCCAUCAGGUUUUUGCUAGCUCUGCUAAUCCAGCUCCUUUGCUUUUGCCGCUCUCUCCUAUCUGUGCUCUGCAUCAUGAAGCCUCUAUUUUUCCAGGAUUCAUUCAGGUUUCCCAGUAAAAUUCAAGGACUUUCAAGGCAAGUUUUGAAAUUUUUCCAGCAGAUCGGAGAUAAAAACAAUACAUAUUAAAGCUGCAAGCGGCGUUGGAGGCCCUCAGCGCAGUUCCGGCCUCGCGGUGACCGCGGGGGCUCCAGCAACGCCACCUGUUUGCUGAUGCUUGCACCUUCCCUCACCUGUCCGCCAAGCGAUACACACUGAUGUCUUCAGCAGCACUCCCUGACGACGCACAAGCGUAGUGGGGUUGAAUUUCAAUUUCAAGCUAUUGGGCUCUUUAGAGGUUAACAAAGGUCAAUCCUAACACGUUUAGUGCAAAUAAAAUGAUGCGUGUAUGAUUUACAGCAGUGUUUCUCAAACUGUGGUCCCUGGACCAUUUGUGGUGCGAGGGCUCCCCCUAGUGGAAAGAAAACAACUCCAGCACUACUUGUACGAUCAGAGGAAGAUAAGUUAUAGCGACUGGAUUCCUUUGAAUGUUUAGUGGUAGGAAUCGUUCCAGUUAGUCAUAGAACAUAGGAUCGCCAGGCAUCCAACCAGGAUCGUUCAUGCCAAGUUUGGUUUCAUUUGUUUUGGCGAGUACGCCAAG
Molecule: messenger RNA, 2864 nt
Organism: Xiphophorus maculatus (southern platyfish)
Lineage: Eukaryota; Metazoa; Chordata; Actinopteri; Cyprinodontiformes; Poeciliidae
Product: DEP domain-containing protein 7-like
Exons: 12
Coding region: 407-1981 (524 amino acids)
Biological process (GO): intracellular signal transduction
Source: RefSeq, a predicted model, not a curated record